Triticum turgidum subsp. durum (durum wheat) is the source of this 1101-nucleotide messenger RNA. The record is from the annotation of a GenBank genome assembly. NCBI's taxonomy places the organism in Eukaryota, Viridiplantae, Streptophyta, Magnoliopsida, Poales, Poaceae.
AUGUGGAGGUCCAUCUUGCUCGCGGCGGUGGUCGCGCUGGCGCUGGCGCCGGCGCCGGCGCUGGGGAUCCCGUUCAGGGAGGAAGACCUGGCCUCGGAGGAGAGCCUGCGGGGGCUCUACGAGAGGUGGAGGAGCCACUACACGGUGUCGCGGGGGGGCCUCGGCGCCGACGCGGAGGAGCGCCGGUUCAACGUGUUCAAGGAGAACGCGCGGUACGUCCACGAGGGCAACAAGAAGGACAGGCCCUUCAGGCUGGCGCUCAACAAGUUCGCCGACAUGACCACGGACGAGUUCCGGCGUACGUACGCCGGGUCCAGGGUGCGGCACCACCUCUCCCUCAGCGGCGGCCGCCGGGGCGACGGCAGCUUCAGGUACGAAGACGCCAACAACCUGCCGCCGGCGGUGGACUGGCGGCAGAAGGGCGCCGUCACCGGCAUCAAGGACCAAGGGCAGUGCGGGAGCUGCUGGGCGUUCUCGACGAUCGUGGCGGUGGAGGGCAUCAACAAGAUCAGGACGGGGAAGCUGGUGUCGCUGUCGGAGCAGGAGCUCAUGGACUGCGACAACGUCAACAACCAGGGCUGCGACGGCGGCCUCAUGGACUACGCCUUCCAGUUCAUCCACAAGAACGGGAUCACCACCGAGUCCAACUACCCGUACCAAGGCGAGCAGGGCAGCUGCGACCAGGCAAAGGAAAAGGCUCAUGCCGUGACGAUCGACGGCUACGAGGACGUCCCCGCCAACGACGAGUCCGCUCUACAGAAAGCCGUCGCCGGCCAGCCCGUGUCCGUGGCAAUAGACGCCAGCGGCAACGACUUCCAGUUCUACUCAGAGAGGGCGUCUUCACCGGAGAAUGCAGCACGGAUCUCGACCACGGCGUCGCCGCCGUCGGGUACGGCACUACCAGGGAUGGCACCAAAUACUGGAUCGUCAAGAACUCGUGGGGAGAGGACUGGGGUGAGAAAGGCUACAUCAGGAUGCAGCGCGGGGUGUCGCAGGCAGAGGGGCAGUGUGGCAUCGCCAUGCAGGCGUCCUACCCAACGAAGUCGGCACCACAUGCUAGCACAGUCAGGGACGGGUCUCAUACGGAUGAGCUCUAGAUGA